AAAAUUUUUAUAUUAUUCUUACUGACACUAGCACAAGCCUAGUGGCGGCCAUAAAGGAAAUAAAUAAUAAACUACGGUUUUUUGUUAUGUACUGUAUAUGACUGUAUUAAACAGAUUCUGUGAUAUUUCGGCUAUAAUUAUGUCUCAAAAAACUCUUUGGAAGAACACUGAUGAAGGCAACUUGGAAGGGUACACUCUAAUAAUACCUAGUGUAGCCGUGGGGAACGUCGGCCAGCUGGCUUGUGACUUGUUAAUUUCGUCUUUGAGUAUGAAGAGGAUCUCUUCCAUCUAUAGUCCCGCGCUAAUUCCCGUCUUAGGAUAUGACCCAUAUGAUCUACUUUCUAACAACCUAUCAAGUUGUUGUGAAGUAUAUAAAUGCGCGGCGAAGAAUGUAGCUGUAAUGCAAGUGCGAGCCCCGCUGGUAUACAAAUACGCGCGUGAGUUCCUGGAGGACCUUAUAGUGUCAUAUAAAGGUCAAGGCAUAAGGGAUGUCAUUAUCUUAACCAGCAGUUUCGCUCACGAAAGGAAAUACAUCCAGACAAGCCCAUUCAGAUAUUUAGCUAGUGAAUUAAGUAUUUACAAAAACAAGUUGCUAUCAAAGAAUUGGUUAGAACAUGAAUUAAUUGAUGGAGGAGUUAAAAUUUUUGGUGGAGGAUUUGCAUCACUGCUGUUUGAGGUGUGCAAAGAAAAUGCAAUGCCUUGUUUAAUUCUAUACAAAUACUGCUCAGAGGGUGACAACAUACCUGAUGCAUAUGACAUGGUGAACAGCUUAACAGAUGUGGUACCACUGUUUAGUGAAAAAAAAGAUUUCCUGGAUCAAUUAGUUAAGCCCGUGUCAUGGAAGCUUUUGUUUGGACGACCAGCACCAAGUGAUAUUUACUGAAAGUUGUAAUUUUGUAAUAUUAUAUUAUUAAUGGGUUUAUACCUAAAUAAAUAAACAUUUAUAUUUAUGUUAAUAGGGUGGAAUGCUUUUAUCAAC
Messenger RNA from Hyposmocoma kahamanoa, 979 nucleotides. RefSeq names its product proteasome assembly chaperone 2. The coding region runs from base 98 to 883 and encodes 261 amino acids. The record is from RefSeq and is a predicted model, not a curated record. The transcript has a single exon. NCBI's taxonomy places the organism in Eukaryota, Metazoa, Arthropoda, Insecta, Lepidoptera, Cosmopterigidae. Gene Ontology annotation, cellular component: cytosol; nucleus. Gene Ontology annotation, biological process: proteasome assembly.